AUGAAAUUGCAAUAAAUCUCUAAAAUUAAUUCAAUAUUCAAUGGCUUGUAAAGAACUGAAUUUAAUUAAAGAUCAAGUUGUUAUUUUCAGCUCAUGAUUAAAUUGUAAGCCUUUAGCUUUAUUGUAUAGAUUGGAACAUUAUAUGAUUGUAAUGUUGCUUAAUAAUUAUUUGAAUAAUGUUAACCAAACUAGAGAGGGCAGGCCUAUUUAAGAAGAUUUCACACAAGUUAUUAUACAGUAGAAAAAGUAGUUAAGGAAAAAAUAAAUCAAACAGUAUUUGCAAUAAUCUAGAGAAGAAUCAAAUGAAUAUCAUAAUUAACAUGAGAGUUAUAAUGUAUUUAAUAAUAAGAUAAUUAUAAACUUAAUACAUAGGAAGUAGAUUGAGAUUCUUAAUUAAUAAUAGUGA
Molecule: messenger RNA, 406 nt
Organism: Paramecium sonneborni
Lineage: Eukaryota; Ciliophora; Oligohymenophorea; Peniculida; Parameciidae
Source: the annotation of a GenBank genome assembly